This is a messenger RNA of Cavia porcellus (domestic guinea pig), 4682 nucleotides long. It is a transcript of the gene Rnf223, whose product is annotated as ring finger protein 223. The coding region runs from base 3445 to 4194 and encodes 249 amino acids. Gene Ontology annotation, molecular function: ubiquitin protein ligase activity. NCBI's taxonomy places the organism in Eukaryota, Metazoa, Chordata, Mammalia, Rodentia, Caviidae. The record is from RefSeq and is a predicted model, not a curated record. Gene Ontology annotation, biological process: protein ubiquitination. The transcript has 3 exons.
ACCCCAUCACCCUGUACCAUGGAGCCAGGGGCUACUCCUUGGAUGAGUCAGCAGCAGGCACAUCACCUGGGGCCUGGCACAGGCCAAAUGUGUCUCCCAGUUACAAGCUGAGCAGGAGCCUACAUCCCCUGUUUCGUCCCUCCCAUGCUGCUCAGUUAAUGGACCACUUGGUCACUUGGGAGCAAGGAGUAAGGUGCAGGCCCUCAGGAGACACAGACAGAAUUCUGGACCAGCUUGGCCUGCCGGUGCCCUAGGCUGCUUUGCUCCUCAGAAGGAUGGGGAGACCAGGCAGACCCUGACACUCCCAGCAAAAAAGCCUCACAAACCCAUCUAAGAGGAGUAAGAGCAAGGAUCAGCUGUCAGGGAAGACAUGGCCUUUCCUGGCUGAGGCCGUGGACGAACCGCCCCAGGGUGGCCAAGACCACAAGGCACAGCAUCAUGCCUCCAGGUGUUGCCCAGCCUUCUGUUGGAAUUUUGGUUGAUAGAAGAGGCACAAGAUGUUGCUGUACUCAGAGCCCAGGUCCUCAGCCUAGGUCAGGCAGACCUUUGUCCACAGGGGCAACCUGCAGCCAGCAAACAGCCAGGCACCCACAAUGAUGUGCCCACACCUGAAGCCACCAGUGACUGGCCUCAUUGGGCUGCCAGUGGCAUGCCAGCCGUGGCCCUUGUCCAGGGGCACAAGAUGUAGGUUGCUGUAGAAGACGCAGCCAUCUCCUUCCUAUGUGCUGGGCUUGGAAUGUCCAGCAUCAUCUCCCUCAGUGUCUGGCCCAUGUUGGAGUGGCCUGACCCUUUGGCACCAUGAUACACAUUUGGAGUUUACCAUUCAUCUGCUCAUCGACCCUGGUAGCUUCCUUGGGGACAAGAACUGACAGCCUCUUCCCUAGUCAGGGUGCAGGCCACCUGUGUGAAGUCGGAUCUAGUAAACCCUUGGAAGUCUCUGUCUUCUGGGUCUUCUCACCCUCCCAAGGGUCAUCUGUUCUCUGCAUGUGAGAGGUCCCACGCCUAUCCAGGUCCCUGCCACCUACUCCACGACCAUAUGCAGGGGUUGGGACAGAGAACAGUGGGGAGAGGCCCCUGGCAGGGCAUGGAAGAGCUCAGCCCACCCUCGAGGGCACCCUGUCUCUUAGGCCUGUUCCCCAAGUGCAGCCCCAUCCUUUCAGGACAUCCCCUGGUGAGGCUUGCCCUGAGCUGCCUCUUGUAGGACAAACCCACCCCAUGGUGAAAGAAGGGGAGAAUGUGGUUGCCUCCUCCUGAUGGCUCUGACUGGUGAGACCUGACAAGGGGUGCAGACAGGCCCACUGAGCACUGCACACCAGAGCCCCUGGGAAGAGGCUGCACAUGGGCAGCGUGUGGACUGAGAGUCACCCUUGAAAGAGCAAAGUCCCUGUGCCUGGCCACCCAGGCCUAACACAGAACCCUCCAAACCUGUGGAUGGAUGGCUCUUUGGAGAGGCCUGCGGCAUGGGAAUAUUUGCUGACUGAGGAUUCCCCAGAGGACAGCAGCAUGCCUGGGACAUAAGAUCCAGUCCCUGCUUCAUCACUACCCUGGGCCUCUGUUCUAGUACCUCAAACACCUACUACCACCUGACUCUGGACCCCAGCCUGUGGUUCCAGCUCCUGAGACACAUGGGGAAUGUCCCUCUCCCACUGGCCUGGGCUCCAGGGAAGCACUGGGGAGCAGGAUCCUGCCAGACCAUGGAGUGAGGGUCUAGACUGAACCCUUCUGUUUAAGGGACCAAGGAUCCUGGGGAGAUAGGGCAUGAAGGGCAGCAGGGGCCUGGGAGAGUCUGUCCCAUGCACCUCUUCUCUGCACUUAGGUUGCCCCUGAGCCAUCCUGGGGGUUCUGGCCAGGCCAGAUGAGGGGCCUCGAGGUCCCCAGGGCAUUUUUGAUGAGACGCUAAAGGCAGAGAAGACAGCAAGGGGUGCACCAAUCAGGGGCACAGUCAGGGCUCGUUCCCCCAUGUCUCCCUCAGUGGCCCCACAGGCCAUUGCCACGCUGUGCUGGGUCCAUUCUACUUCCACCGUGGCUCAGACUGGAAACCAGGGUUCAUUCCAGCCCUCGUUCCCUCUCCUGCUUGCUCAAUGGCUUUACUGUCAUCGAGAGUGGUUGUUAGAGCUGACUGAGGGUAGGGGACAGCAAGGAAGGACCCACAGGAGUGCUGGGAGUGGCCUUGGAGGCCUGGGGUGGCUGGCACAGGGCAGGCCCAGCAGGUAGGUUAGGACCUGUGAGACCUUGCACUCACUGGUGGGCGUAAGAGGUUACCUACCCAAAAGGUGGGAGCCUGAGCAGGCAAGCCCAUGGUUACCUGCAGCCCCAGAGCCCCGACACCUGAGUCUGCAGGGAGGACUUUGAGGCCCAAGUAGGGGCCCUGUUGUGGGUGUGCACACACCUCCCCUGUCAGCAACUGGGAUGCAGAGUGGCUGGCGCUAGCCCCGUAGGGCUUGGGCCUGAUGAGCCUGGCUCUGGAAGGCUUUUCUGCCCUGGCUCCACCCUGCCAGCAUAUUGCCAGGGACUUGACAAGGCCCUGGUGGCAGAAAGGUUAUGACCAUGGUGGACUUGGGUGACAGCUGACUCUCACCUGGGCUCAGCUGCCCAGGACAGCACUGUGUCCAGCCCAAAUCACGAUGGACAUUUGUCCAGGGAGCCCUGUGACUGGGGUGGGGACAGUCAGGUCCUGAUGCAUACAGUGGCACCCACACGCCUCACACAGGCACACUGUCCCGCUGCUAUGUUGGUGUGGGGACACUUGCCCACACAUUGUCACUCAGUUCCUGCUGUGUGUUCCCUGCUUCCUGCUGGCCAGGAUGGGGCCAGGUGAGCCCAGCUACUGCUCUAGACACCUGUACUGCUGGCUUGGUCUCCUAGGCCUGGCCCCACCUCUUCAGGGAGGCCCUGCACAUUCUCAGGCCUUGCUGUCACCUGGCCUCUGGGCACUGUCUAUCCUCUGAGGAGGCCCAGUGACCUCAGAGCUUGGAUAUUCACAGAAGCCCUCAGAAGGACGGUCCUGAGCAGCUGGGACUCAAGACAUGCCUGCUUUGACCGUCACCUGCUUCUCUCCUUCCCAUGGCUGCCUGCUGGGAAGGGCAGCAAUCAGCCAAUCCCUGGGCUCUGGCCACACCCUGGGCGGGCAUGACCUGGAGGGUAUAAAUUCACCUGCUGGAACUGACACCCUGAGAACCCACAGCAGCCUGCAGCGGAGCUCGGGACUGGACGACACGUGCAUCUCUACCCGCCAUAGAGCUGAGCGCACACCUGCCAGACUGGUGACACGGUAGCUACUGGGCACCGGUCUUUGGAGGAACACCUGGAGUGGAGGUCAGGUUGGCCUGGGAGGAGAGGAAGAGAACACUGCUGGAACUGCAGAGCCCAGGGUCUCAGAGCCCUGCUGUGGCCAGCGAGGACCAUGUCCAGGAGCCACUGACUCCCAGGUGCCAGCUCAGAGCCAUGGCAUCAGGUCAUGCUGUGCCGCACCCCUGCCGAAGCAGCUCCACAGCCUCCUCCAUGCCUGGGUCUUCCAGCCCAGCUGGCAGCCCCAGGUCCCCCGGCACCCCUGGCUUGGAUCGGGUGGCCUCGCCUCUGGAGUGCUCCAUCUGCUUCUCAGGCUAUGACAACAUCUUCAAGACACCCAAGGAACUCUCCUGCACCCACGUCUUCUGCUUAGAGUGCCUGGCCCGGCUGGCAGCUGCCCAACCCACAAACCUCCCUGGCACAGAGGCUGUGCCCUGCCCAUUCUGCCGGCAGCCCACAGCUGUGCCAGCUGCUGGGGUCCCUGGGCUUCGCACCAGCCGCCAGCUGCAGGCCAAGCUGCCAGCGCACCUGCGACGGGAGGAGCUGGUGUGGUUGGAGGGUACCAAGCUGUACUGCCGCCCACUACCCACCACACCUAGUCAAGAGGCGCCCAGCUUUGUGUGCGUGGAUGUCGGACUAAGCAAGGCUGCUGAAUCCAUGCCGCCUGUGCCUGUACCGGACCCUGCCCCUCGCCAGGGCUGCUUGGCCCCCCUAGCCCGCUGCUGGGAGCGAUGUGCAGACUGGCGGCGCCUGGCGCUCGUCUCAGUGCUGCUACUGCUGCUUUUCUGUGUGGUGCUGUGGCCUGUGCAGUGUGCCCUCAAGACUGGAAAUCUGCGCUGCCUGUCCCACCAGCAUGCAGCCACUGCUGCCACUGCUGCCACACUGCCUUCUCCCUCCAGCCACUAGCCAACAGCCACAGUCGCCUGCCUCCAGGGGCCAGGCCUACCACUGCCACCCCUGCCCUUGGGAGUUAGGGCAUGGCCCCCACUAGGUGUCAGCCCCAGGACUCCAGUGAGGACUUUUGGGUGAAUAAAGGGCCCCCAAAGGCUCCCAGAACCACAGGCUUCUACAGGCCAGAAACCCCUGACCCCAGAAAGCUGAUGGAGAAGGGGUUCAGAAGAUGUCCCAAAGCUGCUCUGGCCCUCCCCAAUUCACUGUGAAUUGCCCAGAAGAGAGGGGCUGUCCCCUCCCUCCAUGCUGACAUUUCAGGGUCUUCCCAUGGCCCUCUAAACAAAGGCUAGCCCCUUUCUUUGGGUGGGGUUUCUGAGCUUUGUCCUCUGACCCAGGUCAGGGUACAGAGGCAGGGCAGCCCUUUGGCCAGCCCAACAGAAACCCCCAGCAGACUCUCCUGCCCUUGUAAAAGACAUUUUUAAAUAAACUAUUUUGUAUCCAUA